Odontomachus brunneus is the source of this 2317-nucleotide messenger RNA. RefSeq names its product D-3-phosphoglycerate dehydrogenase. Gene Ontology annotation, biological process: L-serine biosynthetic process. Lineage: Eukaryota; Metazoa; Arthropoda; Insecta; Hymenoptera; Formicidae. The coding region runs from base 174 to 1709 and encodes 511 amino acids. The record is from RefSeq and is a predicted model, not a curated record. Gene Ontology annotation, molecular function: phosphoglycerate dehydrogenase activity; NAD binding. The transcript is spliced from 7 exons.
UCACAGUAGAACGGGUCAGUUUACGGCUAGACCACCGUACGAUACCAGCACUCCAAGUCCUACAUUGGUCCCUAACAUCGCUCGUCUGUUUCCGAAGAUUCAAGGCCGAAUCAACGUCGUCGUAACGAAUUUCCCGCGCAGAGAAAGAGAGAAUUUUCCGAGGAAAGGACAACAUGUCGGUCAACCUGAGAAGCGUUCUCAUCAGCGAUCCCGUGGACGAGUCUUGUGGCGCGCUGCUAGCCGAGCACGGCAUUCCGGUUACGACAAAAUACAGACUGCCGAAGGAUGAGCUGAUCAACGAGCUACAGAAGCACGAUGCGCUUAUCGUCCGCUCCGAAACGAAAGUGACGGCGGACGUUAUUGCCGCUUGUCCGAAUAUUCGCGUGAUCGGACGCGCCGGCACCGGAGUCGACAACAUUGACCUCCAAGCUGCCACGCGUAAAGGAAUCAUCGUGUUGAACACACCUGGUGGCAACAGUAUCAGUGCCUGCGAGCUAACGUGCGCUUUGAUAUCCGCGUUAGCACGUAACGUGGCUCAAGCGGCGCAGUCACUAAAGGAGGGUCGAUGGGAUCGGAAGCUGUAUUCUGGCUAUGAAUUAUCCGGCAAGACCCUCGGGGUACUUGGAAUGGGUCGCAUAGGCCGCGAGGUGGCCCGCAGGAUGCAAGCCUUCGGCAUGAACAUCGUCGCCUUCGAUCCCAUAGUGAGUGCCGAAGCCGCCGCUGAGCUCGGCAUCAAGAAGCUCAGCCUGGAGGAAAUAUGGCCUGUGGCCGACUACAUCACCGUCCAUACGCCGCUUAUACCUCAAACCAAAAAUUUAAUCAACGCGACGACUCUGGCGAAGUGCAAGAAAGGAGUUAACAUUAUUAAUGUCGCACGUGGCGGCAUUGUCGAUGAAGAAGCUCUCUUGAAUUCGCUCAAAUCUGGUCAUUGCGGCGGAGCUGCUCUGGAUGUCUUCAUAGAAGAGCCGCCGAAAAAUCCGAUUACUUUAGAGCUUAUCAAACAUCCGAAAGUUAUCCCGACCCCUCAUCUCGGCGCCAGCACGGCGGAGGCCCAGCAACGGGUGGCGGUAGAGAUCGCCCAACAAUUCCUUGCUUUGUCCGGCAAAUCGACCGAGUAUGCCGUCACCGGUAUCGUAAACGCUCCGGUCUUAACCGCUGCCAUGACAAACGAAAACGGGCCGUGGAUAGAAUUGUCGAAGAAACUGGGUCGACUGGCCGGUCGCUUCCUUAAGGGCAAACUCAACACAACCGUGCACAGCCAGACUGUAGGCAGUGGCAUGCAAGACAAGCGAUUCAUACACACGGCCGUGUUGGUCGGCAUAUUAACUGGUCAAACGAAGAACGGUCUGAAUCUAGUUAACGCGCCGACCCUGGCGCAGGAAAUCGGCGUGGAGUUGCACGAGAGCCACGUCGAAGACGACAAUAGAGCGGUCGUCGUGAAAGUUGGACAGCAUAUCAUCAAAGGAACCGUGCGCGACAACGAAUUGCUGCUGUUGGCUUUGGACGAUGCUGUCUUCGUGAAUGGCAUCGCGCUCAGGGAUCAUAUUUGCCUAUAUCGCGCAAACAGGGUGCAGGAUCUCGCCAACAUUGUGAACGUCUUCUCGUCGAAGGGCAUCAACAUCCAUAACUUGAAUGCCAACGGCAGUUGGCUGAUCAUCCAGACUGGCCAGGAAGUGUCGAUUCCAGUGGACGGAAUCGACAGCUUUUGAGCGUUAUCCUUGAGAGAAUGGCAGAGAGAGAGAGAGAGAGAGAGAGAGAGAGAGAGAGAGAGAGAGAGAGAACUUCUGAGUGAAAGAGUGAGAAAGUGAGAGAGAUUGUAGAGGAAAGGAUCGAUAAUAAGCGAUUCUCGCAAAGGCAGGAAGAAUGCAGAGACACUGAUGAAUCCAGUAUUGCUCGAUUGCUAGGAACGCGCGACGAGCUCUUAUAUUCCUCUAUCAACGCGCCUUUUUUUUUAAUUAUGUAAAUCUCUUCUCACAUUCGUAAAAUUAUUAUUUAUUACCCGACUAAAGCGGACGGAUUAGAAAUGGCGAAAUGAAAAUAUUGCUACUACGUAGAUGAACGAUAAGUAUUUUUUUCUUCUCAUAGGACGAAGACUAUGAAAAUAGUCCGUGAAAUAUUCUCGUUUGAUUACACGCGAAGAUACGCCUACUGUACGAAAUAUUACUAAACUUAUACUCUCACGCAUGUACGCACGCACGUAGAGAUAGAAAAAUGUAUAAAAAAGGGUAUAUAUUAUAUGUAACAUGUCCGCGUAUAGUUAUUUAUAUUUUUGUAUUAUUAUUAGAGUUUGUUAAUAAAACAUCACAUUAUCAAAUCA